UCUAGGGUUUGCCUUUCAUCUUCUCUCUUCGUCGUUGCUCUUCGGCUUCGUUGCUUCGCAGGAGGUGAAGAGAUUGCAAGAGUCGCUUCUUCCGUUCUUCGGCUCAUACGUUGCUGUUCGACUUAGCUCCUUCGGCGACUUUCCCUUCCUGUCGGAUCGGAUGUUUCGACAUUUUGAUCGGAAGCAACAACGGGAGCUCGCUGGCUGUGAAGGGCAUCUAGCUCAGACCAGUAUAUAAAAGUGGCAUACGCAAACUCUCCGUAUAAAGCCGAUGACGGAAGAGCAAUGUUCUCUACUUCUUGAUUCAGCUUCUCUUUUCCCUCUACCACAUGGGGUGACAUUCUCAUAUGGUACGGCAGGAUUUAGGGCAGAUGGGUUGAAGCUGUCAUCCACAGUUUUUCGAGCUGGUGUGUUGGCAGCACUAAGAUCUCUGAAAACUGGCUAUGCUGUUGGUCUUAUGAUCACAGCCUCCCAUAACCCUAUUACAGACAAUGGCAUAAAGAUUGCCGACCCUGAUGGUGGCAUGAUGGCUCAGGAUUGGGAGCCCUUCGCUGAUGCUCUUGCUAAUGCCCCGGAUCCUCAAAGCUUUGUUAAGUUGGUUCUCCAUUUUGCCAAGGAAGAAAAUAUCUCAUUAAGCAGAGAAAGUUCUGCAGUAAUCUUGUUGGGAAGAGACACUAGACCUACUGGUGAAUCUCUCCUUGAAGCUGCCAAACAGGGAAUUAAAUGCAUAAUUGGUUCUGUUGCACUUGAUAUGGGGAUAGUAACCACUCCACAACUUCAUUGGAUGGUUAGGAGCAAGAACAUGGGAAUGAAAGCUUCUGAGUCUGAUUACUUCAUGCAGCUCUCAGAAUCUUUUAGGUGCCUGAUGGAUAUGAUCCCCAAAGAAAUGACAGUGAAAGGGAUUGUAACUCAGCUUAUGGUAGAUGGAGCCAAUGGUGUUGGUGGAGACAAGCUCGAACAACUUAAAACAUUGUUGACGGGCCUUCAGAUCCAGGUGAAAAACACUAGUAAACAGGGCGAAGGUAUACUGAAUGAGGGAGUUGGUGCUGAUUAUGUUCAAAAAGAGAAAGUUCCUCCCCGUUGCUUUGGUCCUAAUGAUAUUGGAUUAAGAUGUGCAAGUUUGGAUGGAGAUGCUGAUAGGCUUGUGUAUUUUCGAAUCUCAAAGAUAAAUAGCAGUAGCAUUGAUCUUGUAGAUGGAGACAAGAUAUUAUCUCUGUUUGCAUUAUUUAUCAAGGCGCAGCUUCAUUGUCUAAACAAAAGUGAAAGUGAUGGCUUACGUAAUGUAUUGCCAGCAAGGGUUGGUGUAGUUCAGACAGCUUAUGCUAAUGGAGCAUCAACUGAUUACCUGAAACAACUUGGUCUGGAAGUUGUUCUUACUCCCACUGGCGUGAAAUAUCUACAUAAGAAGGCUGCAGAAUAUGAUAUAGGGAUCUAUUUUGAGGCAAAUGGUCAUGGGACUAUUUUAUUUUCAGAAUAUUUUUUAUCUAAUUUACAGAAAAUGGGCAAUGAUUUGGCUUCUUCAAAUGCAGGCUCAGAACCUCAUAAGGCUGCUUUAAGACUUUUGGCUGUUAGCAAGUUGAUUAAUCAGGCUGUAGGGGAUGCUCUUAGUGGGUUGCUUUUGGUGGAGGUUGUGCUCCAAUAUAUGGGGUGGUCUAUGCAAAACUGGAUUGAACUCUACGAUGAUCUUCCAAGUAGACAACUAAAGGUAAAGGUUGCAGACAGAACUGCUGUUAUCACAACAAACGCAGAAACCAAAGUUGUGCAGCCCUUUGGUUUACAGCAAGCAAUUGAUGCUGAAACUGCUAAGUACCAUCAAGGUCGGUGUUUUGUUCGACCAUCUGGUACAGAGGAUAUAAUACGUGUUUAUGCCGAGGCAUUUUCCCAGGAAGCAGCUGACUCUCUUGCUAGAUCUGUUUCACAGCAUGUAGAUCACUUUCUUGGAUUCAGAACCUCACAGAAAUCAGAUUGAAUGGAUGGACACAUUCGCAGUUUGGAAUGAACUUUUUGUUGGUAACUUAAAAGUCUUUGUUUGGGACAGCGUUUUCAUUGCUUUUUAAAACUGCUUUCUGGUACAAAGUGUUUUGAACUAAAAAUUUUUGUAUUAAGAAGUUGCUUUAAAAAACAGUAUAAAGGCCGUCCCAAACGAAGC
Messenger RNA from Dendrobium catenatum, 2149 nucleotides. Its product is annotated as phosphoacetylglucosamine mutase. The transcript has 10 exons. NCBI's taxonomy places the organism in Eukaryota, Viridiplantae, Streptophyta, Magnoliopsida, Asparagales, Orchidaceae. Gene Ontology annotation, molecular function: magnesium ion binding; phosphoacetylglucosamine mutase activity. The record is from RefSeq and is a predicted model, not a curated record. Bases 272 to 1969 code for a protein of 565 amino acids. Gene Ontology annotation, biological process: carbohydrate metabolic process; UDP-N-acetylglucosamine biosynthetic process.